Messenger RNA from Saccharomycodes ludwigii, 2028 nucleotides. RefSeq names its product alkaline-responsive transcriptional regulator RIM101 (gene RIM101). Bases 1 to 2028 code for a protein of 675 amino acids. Lineage: Eukaryota; Fungi; Ascomycota; Saccharomycetes; Saccharomycodales; Saccharomycodaceae. The record is from RefSeq and is a predicted model, not a curated record. The transcript has a single exon. Gene Ontology annotation, cellular component: nucleus. Gene Ontology annotation, biological process: positive regulation of transcription by RNA polymerase II.
AUGACCUCUUUAAAUGAUUUAUUAAAUCAUCCUGCUGCUGAAGACAUCUCAGAUACCAACACUACUUUAUUACCCUCACCCCCUACUUCUCAUUUUUCCUCUAGUUAUUCUUCUUCCAGUUCAGAAGAAAAUGAUAAUAUUAACGAAGCUGGAAAUAUUAACGUUCAAAAGACAAUAGACCGUAACGCCGGCUAUAUCCUGCCCGAAAAUAAUGAGAACAACGUUUUAAUAUGUAAAUGGGAUGGAUGUGGGUUGGAGUUUCCUCAAGCCGAAGUUUUAUAUCAACACCUGUGCCAGGAUCAUGUUGGUAGAAAAUCACAAAAGAAUUUGCAAUUAACCUGCCGCUGGGACGAAUGCACUGUCCAAACGGUCAAAAGGGACCACAUAACAUCGCACUUAAGAGUUCAUAUUCCGUUAAAACCUUUCAAAUGUUCUGUUUGUGAAAAAAAAUUUAAAAGGCCACAAGAUUUGAAAAAACAUGUGAAAAUACACUUUAAAAAAACUCCAAGAAAGAAGAGAACAAUCAGUAAAAGCGAUAAUGGUAGCGGGAUCAAUAAAAAAGCACAUGAUACUACUUUUACAGUCACUGGUAAAUUACCUCUAUUAAAUGUUAGUAAUAACAAUACUCCGCAUAAAUUAUUCAUUAACCAAAAUCCGCUUCAACCUUUUAAUACUCCACCUAACACCUAUCAGACAAAUACUUUAUCAAAAACUGAUUUAAAAACUUUCAUUGGUACUCGCAAUGAUAUGAUUGUUAAAAAACCCGUUUAUUCUCUAGAAUUAAGCCAAUCCAUUCAAAAUUUGACAUUGCCCCCCUUGUCCAUAAAUGCUCGUAAUAAUGAUAGUAGUAAUAAUAUUAAUCACAGCAGAAGCAAAAACGCUGGUAUGGAUAAUUCAAGCAAUAAUUUACCUCCUUUGUGUUCUCUAAGAACUGCUUCAAACUUUUUCACCAAAUUAACCAAUAAUAUGAAUCUUGCCGCUCCUGUAGGUGACACUGCCGACACUAUUAUCAACAGCGAAAUUAUUCACAGUAGAAGCAAUAGCACCAAUAGUAGUUAUGGUACUAUUCGUACCUGCAAUGGCGGUGAUAAUUGUUCCGGUGGAUGUACUCCUAUUGUCCCCACAACUGUGAACAUUAACAAUUGCACCUACAGCAAUCCUAGUGCUGUUAAUAAUUCAUACACUCACAAUUUGCCUCCGCUAUCUAUGUGUGUAUCUAAUACCCCUGUCGUUAAUAAUACGCUUUCAGCGAUGAAUACUGCUAAGAAUAGUUUGAAUCUUUCAGAAUAUCCUUCUAUUUUACCAUUCCCGGGAACAACAUACACUUCUUCUGCUGCUGCUGCUGCUUCUUCAUCAUCAUCUUCUUCUUCUGCCACUAAUACUAAUAAUAAUAAUUCUAACCCUAGUCCUAUUGCUAAUCCUAUCCAUCGUACUAUUAGUAAUAACAUUUCAUUAGGCCAACAAGCUUUUCACUUCGGACAAAACAUGUAUUCAGCAUAUAACAAUACUAAUACUAACAUUUAUAAUGAUGGGGCAACCCUUAUUAAUAAUGUCACUGCUGCUAAAAAUAAGAAUAAUUGCAACACCAAUCAUUUUCAACCUGGUGUGGUUCAUAAUACUAAUGGAAGCACUAAGUCCAUUAACAGUUUGUAUUCUUAUCAAAACCCGUCUGAUUAUGUAUCAUAUAGCGUUUAUCAAAAGGCAAAUGGGCAUACAAAUGACACAGAAGACGAAGAAGAAGAAGAAGAAGAUUGCGAUGAUGAAUAUGAUGAUUAUGAAUAUACUUUAUUAUUGGCUAAAAUAUUUAGGGAUUAUCUAGUUUGUGAAUUAUGUGAACAAUAUCUGGAAAAAGAGAAAGAGGAAGAGGAAAGCGACAAAUUCAAUAUCAAUAUUUCUAUUCCUGAUGCUACUGAGAAUGAUGAUACUAUGUCAACCACUGAGUGCAAAGGAGAUAAUCAUGAUAUUGUUACUACAAUGUCUAGAUUUAAUGACUUAACUUUAGAUUAUCCGGAGAUUAGAAUUGUUUGA